Molecule: messenger RNA, 2186 nt
Organism: Helianthus annuus (common sunflower)
Lineage: Eukaryota; Viridiplantae; Streptophyta; Magnoliopsida; Asterales; Asteraceae
Product: auxin response factor 18
Exons: 4
Coding region: 281-1900 (539 amino acids)
Biological process (GO): regulation of DNA-templated transcription; response to hormone
Cellular component (GO): nucleus
Molecular function (GO): DNA binding
Source: RefSeq, a predicted model, not a curated record
UCCGAAACAUAUAUCUAUAUUCUUCUAUGCGAGUAACCCCCCAAUUUCUUCUUCUUGUUAUUUAUUUGCAGAAUCAAUAUUUGUCUGUUGUAUGCCACCGUCCGGUCGGCAACGAAGCCCGUUUCUGUCUCUGCCCCUCUCCCUGUUUCCAUUUAAAUCCUACUAACCCCCCUCACUCACCCACUCACUAUCCUAUCCUUCUCUCAUAACUUACAAUUCAACUCUACUUUCUUAAUCUACUUCAUUCUUCAUGAUUAUAGGUUAGGGUUUAAGUUUCAAGAUGACUAGUGUGAUGGAUUCUGCGAAAACCGCAGUUAAUGCAGUGGAGAAUGGCUUGGAUUCGCAGUUAUGGCAUGCCUGUGCUGGUGGUAUGGUGCAAAUGCCGCCAUUGAACUCGAAGGUUUUCUACUUCCCUCAAGGCCAUGCUGAACAUGCAGCUUCCGGGAAUGUGAGUUUUGGGGAUUCCCUACAAAUCCCGCCGCAAAUUUCGUGUCGGUUAUCGUCCAUAAAGUUCAUGGCAGAUCCGGAAACGGAUGAAGUUUAUGCUAAAAUGGGGCUGAUCCCGUUGGAAAACAAGAAUGAUUUUGAUUUGAAUGAUGAUGGGGAAGUAGGGUUUGAUUGCAACAAGAAUGGAAAUCAGGAGGUUCCGACAUCUUUUGCGAAGACAUUGACUCAGUCUGAUGCCAAUAAUGGUGGUGGAUUUUCCGUUCCUCGGUACUGUACGGAUACGAUAUUCCCAAGGUUGGAUUACACGGCUGACCCCCCGGUUCAAACCAUCUUAGCCAGGGAUGUUCAUGGCAAAGUUUGGAAAUUCAGGCAUAUUUACAGAGGGACCCCGCGUCGCCAUCUGUUAACAACCGGUUGGAGCAAUUUUGUGAACAAUAAGAAGCUUGUGGCGGGUGAUUCCAUUGUGUUUCUUAGAGGUGAUAAUGGCGAUCUCUGUGUCGGAAUACGAAGGGCCAAAAGGGGAAACAGUAAUGGUGGAUUUUAUCGGUUCGUAAAGGAAGACGAAUCUGUGAUAAAAGCUUUGAAUCUAGCAGCAAAUGGUCAACCGUUUGAGGUUUCGUACUACCCGCGUGCAAGCACUCCGGAAUUUUGCGUAAAAGCUUCAACCGUCUUGGCGGCAAUGCGGGUUCCGUGGUGCCCCGGAAUGAGGUUCAAGAUGGCGUUCGAGACCGAAGAUUCUUCUAGAAUAAGUUGGUUCAUGGGGACGGUUUCUUCUGUUCAUAGUACUGAUCAAAAUCGUUGGCCGAAUUCUCCAUGGAGGCUUCUUCAGGUUUCAUGGGACGAACCGGAUUUGCUACAAAACGUGAAGCGCGUAAACCCGUGGUUGGUUGAAGUGGUGUCAAACAUGUCUGCAAUCCAUCUUUCACCUCCAAGAAAGAAACUUAAACUCCCCCAACCACCCGAUUUCCCGUUAACUUCAUCGUUAAUCACCACUAACAACAUUCCCGCUAGCAUCCAGGGAGCCAGGCAUAAUGAUUCUCAUAAUCAUAAUCAUAAUCAUAAUCCCGAAUCCAACACAAUCCAGUCUUUCCCAAUUGGGAUUGUGAAUCAUGAUCCGUUGAGAAGAUUCGCUUCAAUGGUCAUGGAAACAGCUCAAGAAACUAAUGAAAACGUUUCUUGCUUGCUUACAAUAGGGAAUAGUUGCUCGAAUAAAAAUGAUGUUGAUGGAAAAGAUAAGAAAAAACCCGUGUUCAUGUUGUUUGGUCAACCGAUCUUGACUGAACAACAGUUGUCAGAGAGUUGGUCUGGUGAUGGUUCGGUGGUCCUUCAAAAUGGUUCGGGUGAAAGCUCAUCAGAUGACGCUGCUCCGUGGCUCAGUGAACCAAAAACUGAGUCUGUUUUCGAAGCUAGUUGCCGUAAGGUUUUAGGGGACUCCUGCCUUUAUGGGUUUUAGGUUAUAUCAAAAACGACAUUUACAAAAGCUUGGUGCUGAUGAAUCCGUCAGUGCGUUCUUGAAGGCGGGAAUGAAGAAUCUGUUCUAACAAUUACACUUGAUAUGUUUGCAUUUUUUUCAAAAGAAAUCUUGUUUGUUUUCUUGUGGUUUCGGGGAGUCGUGGGAAAAGUCCUGUUCGACCUAAUUUUGUGGCGUUUAGUGUCAGGAAUGCGUUUAGUUAAACAUUUGAUGUUUUCUUGAUCUGUUUGGAACCUAAUUUCUGGUGAAUCAUUUGGAUGCAAUGCAA